This is a messenger RNA of Leptinotarsa decemlineata (Colorado potato beetle), 782 nucleotides long. RefSeq lists its product as uncharacterized. NCBI's taxonomy places the organism in Eukaryota, Metazoa, Arthropoda, Insecta, Coleoptera, Chrysomelidae. The record is from RefSeq and is a predicted model, not a curated record.
CUGUAGGCGGUUCAAAUGAACAUAAUCAUCGAAUAUAUUCAAACAAACGCUGCAACAUGAAAGUCGCGCAAUUUUUUAUCAUUGUUAGUGCGUUUUAUGCUUCUUCUUUUGCUUGGGAAGCCACUAUUCUGUAUGAUCCGUCAACACAUCAGUCUAGUCACUGCUUCAGCGACAAAAACGAAAUAGGAACAAUGGAUAAAGGAGAACAAAAAACAUUGGCGAAUGAAUGCGUAUUAGCAAAGUGUUUGAACAAUAGGAACAUUAGAUUAGUAGGGUGUGGGAGCCAACAUGCAGAGCCACCUUGCAAAAUUGUCGAUGGAGAUUUGUCUAAACCUCAUCCAGAUUGCUGCCCUCAGAUUGAAUGUUCCUAAGAAUUAGAAAUAUAAAACUUUCCAACAUUUAAUUAUCUCGCUUUUAUCAAUCUAUCGGAACUUGAUAGAUAUCACAGGGAUGAAUAUUCUUUCAACAUUCUCCAAAAUAUUAGAAAGGGCCUAAAACUAACAAAUUAUUUAGAGAAAAAUUUGCUUAUGCCUUCAAUACGAAAGGUUUCAGCUGUAAAACAGCCCUUUUCAAUAUUACUGAUGAUAUAAUUCAAGCAACUGAUAGAUACAAUUUCGAUAUCGCUGGACUUCAAUAGAGCAUUUGAUGAGCUCAGUAUAUCAAAUGGGAAUAAUUUUGUAAUUAAGAAGCAAAACAAGAGUAACAAAUAUAUUUAUGAAUAAUUGUCUUGGAAAUGAUUAAUUGAAAUACAAUAUGAAAAAACUAAUAAAUUCUGAAAAUUA